AUGCUAGACAUGUUCCGUCGUAUCUACGACAGCUUGAUUUCUCCGCCCGAAGUGCCCAAGGCCGAGAACCCGUUGCGAUUCGGUCUGUUGGGGGCUUCGGACAUCGCGCCAAUGUCGCUAAUCCUCCCGGCAAAAACACAUCCCGAAGUCGUCAUUGCAUGUGUCGCCGCGCGAGAUCGGGCGAGAGCUGAAAAAUAUGCGAAAAAACAUGGCAUUGAAAGUGUUCAUGAUACUUAUCAGGACUGCAUCUAUAUCCCACUGCCCAACUCGCACCACUACGAAUGGGCAAUCCGCGCCAUCAAAGCCGGUAAACACGUCCUUCUCGAAAAGCCAUGCACCUCAAACGGCGCCGAAGCACGAAAAUUGUUCGAGCAUCCGGCUGUCACGGCGCCGAAUGCGCCUGUAUUAUUGGAAGCGUUCCAUUAUACGUUCCAUCCUGCGUGGCAGAGUUUUAUGCAACUUAUUCACCACGACCCUUUGGCCGGACCCGUGAAGAGCGCUGAGAGUUACUUUUAUCUGCCUCGGGGGUACUUUGGAAAGGACGAUAUUCGAUUUCGGGCCAUGUUGGAUGAUUCGCACCCCGUCGUUGAGAGUGUCGAGUUUAGGAAGAUAUCCGAAUCUGAGCAUCGCGGUAAUACUGCGGAAGAUUUGGAGCAGAUUGAUGAGGCUGUUAUGGCGACUUUCAGGUCCAAGGCUGGGGCUGUUGGGAAGUUGGUUGCUGAUUUCAGUCUGGCGGGGAGUAUCUUGGGGGUCAAGGCACCGAGGCUGGGAUGGCCGAAAUGUGUUGCUGAGCUGGAGGAGAAGGAGGUCAGCGAAGAGAAGGUGAAGCUGGCAGAUGGAGAGAAACAUUUAAUGCAGCGCACGGUAACGUUGUACAACCACAUUGCUCCCGUCAUAUAUCACAGUAUCGUCGUUGAAGAUCAACAUUCUAUUAGACGCAAUGGAACAACAACGGUGAAAUCAUGGGGAAACAAGACUACAAUUAAAGCAUAUGACUGGGCCGACAAAUCUGAUGGUCACCCGGGUGGCACAUCCUGGUCGACGUAUCGAUAUCAACUCGAGGAGUUUGUGAAUCGUGUAAGAGGCAGAAAGGGAACGGGGGUGUGGGUUGAGCAUCAGUCGAGUAUAGAUCAAAUGGAUGUAUUGGAUGAGAUGUAUAAGAAGGGUGGUUUGAAGAUUAGGCCUUCGAGGCAGAUUGAUGAGGAUUAA
This is a messenger RNA of Talaromyces amestolkiae, 1209 nucleotides long. RefSeq lists its product as uncharacterized. Gene Ontology annotation, molecular function: nucleotide binding. NCBI's taxonomy places the organism in Eukaryota, Fungi, Ascomycota, Eurotiomycetes, Eurotiales, Trichocomaceae. The transcript is spliced from 4 exons. The coding region runs from base 1 to 1209 and encodes 402 amino acids. The record is from RefSeq and is a predicted model, not a curated record.